Molecule: messenger RNA, 1710 nt
Organism: Lactuca saligna
Lineage: Eukaryota; Viridiplantae; Streptophyta; Magnoliopsida; Asterales; Asteraceae
Source: the annotation of a GenBank genome assembly
AUGGAUAUUGACCUUCCUUCACCCGCUCAUAUUUUGAAAUCAAGACAAAUGCAAUUUGUUCAUCUAAUUUGCUUGUUGAUUGCUAUUUUGGUACAACGCAAACUUACCAUCAACAAUGAUCCUAAUUUACCUACUAGAGAAACUCUUUUAAAACGUCGACGUGUACGGGAAGAGUUGUUACAUAACCUUUCAAAUGGUGGUCAAUGUCAUCAGCUUAUCCGUAUGAGUGAGCAAGCUUUUAAGAAGCUAUUUGUUAUCUUACGACGUGAUGGUGGUCUUCGACCUACUCAACGAAUGUCUGUUGAAGAGCAUGUUGCAAGAUUUUUGCACAUUGUAGGUAAUGGUUUGAGAAAUACAUUUGUCUCUUGGAUGUAUCGGCGCUUGAAAUCCACAACGAGUAGGUGCUUCCAUAAAAUUUUGCGCUCGGUUAUAGCAUUAGAAAGCCUAUAUAUUCAACAACCACAAGGUGAUGUUGUCCCCAAAGAAAUUCAAGAGAAAAAUAGAUUCUUUCCUUACUUCAAGAACUAUGUAGGAGCAAUUGAUGGUACACAUGUUCGUGUCAAAGUACUUAAUAGAGAUGCACCUAGAUAUCGUGGCCGCAAGGGUUACCCAACGAUAAAUGUGUUAGCUGCUUGUUCAUUUGAUUUAAAGUUUACGUAUGUUUUAACCGGUUGGAAGGGUACUGCAUCAGACUCAAGGAUACUAAAGAAUGCACUUAAUAGAGAUGAUAAACUAGUAAUUCCAAAUGGUCACUAUUAUUUAGUAGAUGCGGAUUUGCCUCACUCAACUAUAUUAAUGGCGGCAUAUAGAGGUGUUAGGUAUCAUUUAAAAGAAUAUUCCACUCGGGCACCACAAAAUGCUAGAGAGUUGUUCAAUCUUCGUCACGCUUCAUUACGUAAUGCUAUAGAAAGGGCAUUUGGUGUUCUAAAAAGAAGGUUCCCUAUCAUUAGAAUUGAAGAUCGUGACAAAGAUCUUGAAGAUGAGAACCCGAUAAUGAACAAGCAAAAACAUACUGUAAAUACCGGUAAGAAGUCACUCUUGAACUGGACAGAACUUAUGGAUACUGCAUUUGUUGAUGCAAUGUCAAAGCCUGAUGUGGUUGCACUGAAGACAAAAAAGGUGGCCCGCUUUGAACAAAUGUUGGUAUUAUUUGCAAGAGAUAGAGCUUCAGGAGAAAAUGCUGAAACUGCAAAGGAGAGAAAUGCUAGGUUUAACAACACUACGGACAUCAAAAUAGAAAGUAUUUCAGAGGUUGAUUCUUUAUUAGCAAAUAAUGAUGUUAGACUGGAGAACCAACGUGUGGAUGAUGAUGAAGAUGACAUUCAAGUGGUGUCUCCUACACCUGAACAAAAUUCAAGUGCGAAAAAAUGUAAAACUAAAAAAAGAAAACUCGUAGAUGAAGUAGAAAAGGAAGUUGAACCUCAGCCUCAACCUGAACCUGAAACAUUUGAAACAAAGAUUAUGAAUGCUAUUGGUGAUGUGGCUAAUGCUAUGAGGGAAGGUAACAAAAUAUUUGAAAGAGCUUACCAUCAUGAGUUAACAGGUGAUGAAAUUUAUCAAGAAUUGCAGCCGAUGGGUUUGGAAGCCCAUGAAAUACCAGAUGCUCUCAUGUAUUUGGCUCGUAACCAAGCAGAUGCAAGGACGUUGUUUACUUGUCCAAUGAACAUAAGGAAGGAUAUACUAAAAACAAUGAUGGGCGCAGGUAAAUGA